AUGGAAGACCACAAGGAAGAUCUGCUGGAUUUUGAGUCAGAGAAAGUGGAAAUCUUAAGAUUGGCCCAGUCAAAAAGGAACAUUAACAGUUUGAAUAUGGACCUUGAAAGGGAUAUGCAGAGAAUAGAUGAAGCAAAUCAGGAACUUCUUCUCAAAAUUCACAAGAAAGAAGAUGAGAUUCAAAGGCUGGAAAGUGAGAUCAUUCAGACCAGGGACCUGGCAGAGGAGGAGGAGUGGGAGAAGGAGAACUUCACCACAAUGGAAAGGGAAAGAGCCUUGCAGGAGCUAGAAGAAGAAACAGCCAGGCUGGAAAGGAAGAAUGAGACUCUGGUCCACAGCAUAGCAGAACUUGAAAGAAAGCUUACAAGGAAAUCACAAAAGGCAACUAAGUGUGAACAAGGCAAUCUAAAGGGAACCCCAGAAGAAUCAAAGGCUAAGUUACAACAGCUGGAAGCCUCCUGUGUGGACCAAGAGAAGGAUCUGGCCAAGGUAAUAGAAGACUAUGCAUUUGUGGCCCAGCUCUGUGAAGAUCAGGCCCUCUGCAUAAAGAAGUACCAGGAAACUUUGAGGAAAAUAGAGGAAGAACUAGAGACUCGGUUCCUUGAGAGAGAAGUAUCAAAAGUCAUGGGCAUGAACUCUGCAAGCAAAGAGUGUAAUAGCCAAAAUAACCAGGAUAACUCUCUCCAAAAGAAGAAAACAGGGUUCUUUAAAAGGAUUUUUCGAUAUUUCUUUUUCACCACACUGUUUUUCAUCAGACUGCUGGGCUACUUGUUUUUCCAUAUAAGUUUUAUAAAUCCAGAUCUCUUUGUCAAUAUACUGCCCAAGAUACUGAGCAGGAACAUCUUGUGGAAGCUAAGAUGCUUCCUCUUUCCAUCUCUCACGCUUGAGACAGAGGAUGUGUUACCCCACUGA
Phacochoerus africanus (Common warthog) is the source of this 912-nucleotide messenger RNA. It is a transcript of the gene TMCO5A, whose product is annotated as transmembrane and coiled-coil domains 5A. The coding region runs from base 1 to 912 and encodes 303 amino acids. The record is from RefSeq and is a predicted model, not a curated record. The transcript has 11 exons. Lineage: Eukaryota; Metazoa; Chordata; Mammalia; Artiodactyla; Suidae.